ACUCACAGUCGCAGCAUGUCUCCGUUCUGUACACCGUCCCUCAGCCGCCGUUUCCCCUGUCGGGAUACCUUGACGCUGUCGGUGUCAAGCCUACCGUCGUCGAGGCAGAGACCCACAGCACGUUCUUCUAUGACCAAGACUCCGGCGCCAUUUAUGCCAAAGCCGUCGUUGGCAUCACCGACUUCAUGCAUGACUCUACGUCCUUCCGUGCCUACAAGGCCAGCUGGACGCAGGAAUUUGGCCGGCGGGGAGUGGGGCAAGAAUAAGCAGCUCUACAAGGCCGUGCAGUCUGCGAACUGGGAUGACGUUGUUCUCGAUGACAAGUUUAAGGAUGGGUUGCGCCGGGACACGAAGACGUUCUUUGAGAGCAAGGAAGCGUACGUAUCCUUGAACAUCACCUGGAAGCGAGGUAUUUUACUUCUUGGUCCCCCCGGAAACGGGAAGACUGAGUCUAUCAAGGCUCUGCUACACGAGACCAAGGGUGCUGCUCCCUUGUAUGUUAAGUCUUUCACGACUUGCAGAGGUCCGGAAGAGGGCGUCCAAGCGAUCUUUGAACAUGCUCGCGCACACAAGCCAUGUAUCCUUAUCUUGGAAGACCUUGACGCGAUGCUCGUCCCUGAAGUUCGCUCGCUCUUCCUUAAUGAGCUCGAUGGCCUGGCUGACAACGAGGGCAUCUUGACAAUUGCGACGACGAACCACCCCGAGCGCAUCGACGAUGCCAUUCUAAACAGACCUUCGCGUUUCGACGUCAAGUACGAAUUCACUCUGCCUGACAUCGGGCUCCGAAAGGCGUUUGCUGUCAAGUGGCUCGGGAAAGUCAACGCCCUUGCAGCAAAUACAGGUAUCAUUUUCGAGAACCCGGAGGAUGUAGCCUCUGCCGUUUCCGACAAGACUGAAGGGUGGUCAUAUGCAUUCCUCAAGGAGCUCUUCGUCUCCUUCCUCCUGCGCUUGGCGCACGACAAGUCACUCCGCCAGACAGGCAUGGAUGUAUCCUCCGAGCCCGUCGAGUCUGUGCUCUUAAAGCAAGUCGAUCAGCUAGCGGCGCAGAUAACAAAGGGCGAAACGCCGGAAGAGGCGAAGGGGUCUGG
Phanerochaete carnosa HHB-10118-sp is the source of this 1088-nucleotide messenger RNA. RefSeq lists its product as uncharacterized. The annotation marks the transcript as partial. The transcript is spliced from 5 exons. Gene Ontology annotation, molecular function: ATP binding; ATP hydrolysis activity. The record is from RefSeq and is a predicted model, not a curated record. Gene Ontology annotation, biological process: protein import into peroxisome matrix. Gene Ontology annotation, cellular component: peroxisomal membrane; cytosol. Lineage: Eukaryota; Fungi; Basidiomycota; Agaricomycetes; Polyporales; Phanerochaetaceae.